AUGUGGAGCAGCAGCUUCUACGAGGACCCGGCCAGGUUCGACCCCUACCGCUUCGUGCGCUGGCGCGACGACCCGGAGAGGGAGAACAUCGCCCACCUCGUCAGCACCAGCGCCCUUAACCGGGGCUUCGGCCACGGCGCCCACGCCUGCCCGGGCAGGUUCUUCGCGGCCAACGAGGUCAAGAUCGCGCUGGCACACCUGCUGAUGAAGUACGACUGGAGGCUCCCCGAGGGCCACGACCCGCAGGACAUCAACGUCGGCAGCGGCGUCGUCGUCAACCCGGAGCUGAGGCUUUUGGUCAGGAGACGCCAGGAGGAGCUCGACCUGGACUCGCUUUUGGAGUAG
Diaporthe citri is the source of this 345-nucleotide messenger RNA. RefSeq lists its product as uncharacterized. Lineage: Eukaryota; Fungi; Ascomycota; Sordariomycetes; Diaporthales; Diaporthaceae. The record is from RefSeq and is a predicted model, not a curated record. Gene Ontology annotation, molecular function: oxidoreductase activity, acting on paired donors, with incorporation or reduction of molecular oxygen; heme binding; iron ion binding. The coding region runs from base 1 to 345 and encodes 114 amino acids. The transcript has a single exon.